Messenger RNA from Sus scrofa (pig), 4926 nucleotides. Lineage: Eukaryota; Metazoa; Chordata; Mammalia; Artiodactyla; Suidae. The record is from RefSeq and is a predicted model, not a curated record.
UGAUUUCCUCAUUGACGCAUUGGUUUUUUAGUAGCAUGUUGUUUAGUAGGUUUUUUAGUAGCAUGUUGUUUAGUAGGUUUUUUCUCUUUCCUUUUCUAAAUUGGGAAAUUUUAGAUGUCACAUAGAAAAUGUAUUAGAUAAGUGAAAGUUGUGACUAUCCACUUCCAUUAUUGUGUAAUUUCCAAAUUAUUUACUGACAUCUCACUUGUCUUUGUGUAGUAUGUUGCUGUUUUCUAAAUUUAAAGCAACCUUCUUAUAAUGACUUUUAUAACUUUACUUCAUCUCAUCCUGGUUAUGGCCUAUAGAAUACAGAAGUAAGGUUUUUAGAAACUCCUAUGCACUUUUAUUGUGUAUUUAUGACUUAAUAUCCUGUCAUCAGUGUUUAUAAAAAUGAGGGUAUAUGUAAUAUAUAAAAGGGAAUAGGAAUUUGGGAAGCUGUUCCAAGUAUUAUUCAGUGUAAAUAUGAAUGAGCAACAUUUUUUGGUUUUUCUUGGAAUGAACAAAAAAUGGUUGCAAACAUAGUGAUAAAUAAUCAUUCUUGAUUUUAUUACUUGCCAAAUCUUUGAUUUUGGACAAGUUAUUUAACCUUUCAGAGUCUUGGGUUUUUCAACUUGAGUCAUUCAUCAUCAAAUAUGGUGAAACACGAUGAUGAUCCCAAAAUUUCCUCUUGGAGCUUACAGUUUGCAUUACUUCUAAAAAUUUAGCAAGCAUCAAAAUCACCUGCAGAAUUGAACAAAGCUGCAUGCUGCUCCUCAAUUUCUGAGGUGGGAGCCCAGAAUUUCCAUUUCUGGUAAGUUCUUAGGUGAUACUGGUGCUCCUGGUCCCAAACCAAACUCUGAGGACCACAUGUCCUCAUUAAUGAAAAGCUAUCAAAUUAGUCAAAGGUAUUAAUCAAAGGUGUCAAAUUCCCAGUGUGCUAACGAGUGUGGAGGGGAGGAGCCUGGUGCUACAAAAGGGCAGGUAAGCUUUGGGAGGUCAGGUGAGGCUUCCCUGACUAAGUAAGUGACUCUUGGGCUGAAGGUAGAGUUGAGAAUGGGUGGGUGAAGGAAGAGUGAGACUGAGAGUUAGAGGUCUGAGGAGGGAGCCUGGAGCUGUUUAGCUGUCAUAUCGAGAAUUAGGGAGAUGGGGGUUAUGAAAUAAAGCUGGAUGGGGUGUAGGGCCAGUACAGAGCCAUGCUAAGGAUUUUGUCCUUUAAACGAAGAGCAGUAGGAAAGCAUUAAUGUUUCUAAGGAGAGAUAGAGGGAGAAGGGAGUAGAAUGAAGUGGGAGGCAGUGAUGUUGAUAGGGAUGAAGUAGGCGCAGGUGGUUGUAGAAGUCUCAGUAGGGGUCAUAGAUAAAUAGGGAAACCUGGGAGAUGUUGGGAGACCACUGUAAGUUCAAGAAAACCAUCAGAACAGGGCAGACUUGCUUAAAUAGCGGAGGUGUGAGGCUUGCUUCAGGUCAUUGGGUGGGGGAUGGGAUGAGGCCUGCAUUCGGAUUCAGACCAAGGGCAAGAGUUUGAAGACAACCCUUCAGCUGAUUUGAAUACACACCUUACCAGACACUAAGGAGGCGCUACUACUCCCGGAAAUGAAGAGGCGGGUCUUUCCAACCCCCCCUCCCCCGCCCCCGCCCCUUGGAUGAUAAAACUGUGGCCCAUGGGAUCCUCUGUCAGAGCUUCCUUGCCUGCCUGCUGGCAUCUCCUCAAGCAUCGUAUCCUGGUAAAUGUGUUUCUUACCUAUCCCUUUGUCUCUUGCUGAAUUCCUUCUGCAUGGAGACAUAGAAGAACCUGAACCUUGGACAAAUCCCUUUAUCAUUGGACAUCGUGUUAAGAACAUGAAUGUUGGGAGAUAAGGUGAUGAUGUCAAAGUCCAGGUGAAAACUGAUGGUACCUUUUCAAAUAGGGUUAAUAAUACCCAAGGUUGUGAAGAUGAAGAAAUAAUGUACAUAAAAUGCUCAGUGCUGGCACAUGAGAAAAUCUGUGAUUGCAGUGAGCUUCAUAGCAGCGUUCCUCUUCCUGCUGGUUGUGCGCCUUGUAAAUGAAGCGAAUUUCCCAUUGCUACUAAACUGCUUUGGACAACCUGGUACAAAAUGGAUACCAUUCUCCUAUACGUACAGACGGCCCCUUCGCACUCACUAUGGAUACAUAAAUGUGAGGACGCAAGAGCCUUUGCAGCUGGACUGUAACCUUUGUGCCAUAGUGUCAAACUCAGGUCAGAUGGUUGGCCAGAAGGUGGGGAAUGAAAUAGACCAGUCCUCCUGCAUCUGGAGAAUGAACAACGCCCCCACCAAGGGCUACGAGGAAGAUGUUGGCCACAUGACGAGGAUCCGAGUCGUAUCCCAUACCAGUGUGCCUCUUCUGCUGAAAAACCCUGAUUAUUUUUUCAAGGAAGCAAACACUACUAUCUAUGUUAUUUGGGGCCCUUUCCGCAAUAUGAGGAAGGACGGCAACGGCAUUGUUUACAACAUGUUGAAAAAGACUGUCGACAUCUAUCCCCAUGCCCAAAUUUACGUGACCACAGAGAAGCGCAUGAGUUACUGCGAUGGCGUGUUCAAGAAGGAAACUGGGAAAGACAGAGUCCAGUCUGGCUCUUAUCUCAGCACCGGGUGGUUUACCUUCAUUCUGGCCAUGGAUGCCUGUUACGGCAUUCACGUCUACGGGAUGAUAAAUGACACCUAUUGCAAGACAGAAGGGUAUAGAAAAGUCCCCUACCAUUACUAUGAACAAGGAAGAGAUGAAUGUGAUGAAUAUUUCCUUCAUGAACAUGCCCCCUAUGGGGGGCAUAGGUUUAUCACUGAAAAGAAAGUGUUUGCUAAGUGGGCCAAGAAACACAGGAUAAUAUUUACACACCCAAACUGGACAGUGUCUUGAUGUUGGCUGUUCUGACCUUGCCACACCACUUGACAUGAUCAUGAUACUGCAACUGUGAUGCUGAUGAUGCUGAUGAUGCUGAUGAUAGAGACAGCAACAGCGAUGAUCGAGUUUCUGUACAUUCUCAGAUACGGAUGGUACUUUUAACCUGGGAUGCCAUUGGAAGGUGGUCGUGUUCAUUAUGUUCUUUCCGAAGGUUCAACAUUACAUACUGCACUUUAUAAUUUAACUGGAAUUGAAACAAAGGCCAGUAACAUGACAGCAAUGACCAGUGAAACAGAAAGAUUAUCCUUCAAGAAAGCUGCCCAGGAUUCUUGAACAGUGAGUAACUUCCAAAAGCCCUGGGGUUCGGCCUCAUGAGCCAAGGGAAUUGACUCUGCAGUCUCUCGAACCUGACCAGCUCCACCAUCUUGAAGAAUGGUUGAUUGUCAAACACUGACCCAAGAAAUGCACCCUGGGCACAGGGGUCUUGCCACAGGUACUGGUCAACCUGGGGGCAAGGGAGGGAUCUCUUCCUGACUCACCACCUUCCUGCAGUACCUCCUACAGCUAAAGCCUCAGGCCAUUUCCUAAUUAACGAGGAAGAGAUCAUGGACCUCUGACCCAUCAGGAUUACUGGACUCUCUCAAAUACGUCAUUCAAAAUGGGCCAACUGGCACAUCUUGAUGAAUUUCUACUCUCACCACACCAUUCUUACCGUCCUCCAAAAUAUAACUAAACAUGUUAAUAGAAUCAUCUGUAUUAAGGUUUAGUUAUUUUUGGUUGAGUCCUAAAUAUUUGAGAGCUAUUUAACAUGUAAGAUAUCAACACUGUAAUAACAUAUACUGUGAAAACAUUCUUAAAACAUAACCAAAAGGGUUUACUAACUCUGCUUCAACAUCCAACAACACAAAAUUGUAUGCUUUUUGAAAUCGUGAAACAGGGAGAGCAAAGCAUAUUUUUACAUCAAUUUAUAUCCCACCAUACUUCCCAAUAUAUAUUUGUAUAUUCAGAUUUCUAUUUUAUAGGCCCAAGAUGUGUCUCUCCAUACAUAACAUUAUCAUUGUCAAGUGCCAACUGUUAGACAUGGAGAGGAAAUGAUUCCUUGUGUUUAAUCUGACCAGAGCUUUUAUCUUCUUGGGGCUUAUUUUCCGUAGAGUGUAUCAGUUGUUAUAUGAUAACAAGAAUGACCUUGAUGUCCAGAGUGCUUUGCCAUGUGGAGUCCUUUCACAUAUGCUGUCCUAUGUGACUCUCAUGACCACCCCCCCCCGGCUGUUGCUUACGCAUUCUGACAUAUUAGCAGAUGACCUGUAAUUUGUAAACUACUCUGAUAUAUUCCAGAUCUCUCCCCUUGCUAAUAUUUGUAUAGAAUAGCAUUUGUGUAGACUAGUAACCCGUUGAUGUCAGUGCCAAAUACAAUAUAUUAUAUUAGGAUUAUGCAAAAAAUAAAAUAUCCCAAGGAUGGUCUUGGCCAUAGACUAGGACCCCUGCGAACAAAGGCAUUUUUGGGAUUUGUUUGUUUGUUUUCAUGGCUAUAUUUAAGUGGGGGAAGAAUGAGGAAGCAGGAACAACAGGAUGGAAUAAAAGCUGAGAAAUCCAGUUUCUUGUCCCCAUCUUAAGACGACUUCGUUCUCCGUGGACUCAUUGCACAUUAAAAGGUAGACGGUUGAUUUGCUGAGAGAAGCUGAGAGACCAAAAACAUCCUUGCCAAUGAUUCAGAAGACAAAAGUUGGGCUUAAUUUACAGCACGUUUUGGAGGCUGGACGUGACCAUGCAUUUCAUCUCAGGAGGUCUUUGCAGGACUUCGCACUGUGAAGUUCCAAGAUGAGCACCUUUGAAAUGGGCCAUCUUGGGCAAAGUCCUCUUUCCUGCUCUCUUCUGCCAUUUCAAUACCCCCCCAUACUCACAUCCAUAAAAAUGACCAAGUGCCACUUCCCUUGCCAGGACUGUUAUCAUUGCUAUUCUUUUGUUGUUUCCUUGUGUGAUUUCCAGUUCUAUAUAUGUUAGUUGUUUUGAGCUAAUGAUGGAUAGAAUGCCCACUCAAAGAAAAAUAAACAGAUGAAAAUGUUCACAUUGAAAUAAGACUGUUUUAUCCCC